UCCUUUUGGAAAAUACAAUAAAACUACAGUGAUAAUGUAAGAGUCUUUUUAAUACUUUUUUCCUUACAUUUUACUUCAAAAAAUAGCCAGAAAUGGUUUUCUGGUACAAAAAUUACAACAGUUUUUUAAGAGUAUUAGACGAAUGUUUUAAAAGGUCAUUGCUACCAGGAUCACUUAAUCAACUGCUCAGACCGAUGAUAAAAUUUCUUUACAUAGAGACGAGAGUAUUUAUCCUUUAUCCCUCCACACUUUAUCCUGAGAACAGUUAGUCUAAUAUGUUGUGAUAGACCUGUCAAAUAAUAACCACCGGAGGCCGCUUAAUUUCAUAUUAGUUUGUGCAGGAAAGGAAUCGAUCCAGUGACCAACCAUAACUUCCAUAUAGUUAGUUUACGUCUCAGGCUAAUUUUUUCUCCCAUGUUUUCAGAUUAUGGCCCACAGUUCUGUAACUCCAGACGUCCUCAUGGACUUAGCAGUAGUCCUCUUCACUGAUGAGGGAGAUGCACCUGCUGUAGUAGCUACUGCCUGGUUGCGGUUCCAAGACCGGAUGUGCUACUGGCCAAGUCACAUAAAGUCAGAGUGCAAGCGGGAAAAACUAGUCGUGUCUGCAGCUACCCCGGAUCCUGAUGCCGGUUGGGAGCUCUGCCCUAUUAGGGUCCUCGAGAAAGGCAUUCAUGAUCUGUUGACUGCGAGAAACAAAGCCAAAUUGGCUGAACUGACCUCAGAUAUUGAUUUGAACCAAUCCAAAAGACCAAAGAAACCUGUUCAGAAGUACGGUUAUGAAGACACCUCUGAUGAUGAAGAAAACCUGCCACGCACUUCAGAUAGAAAAAGGCCACGAAAAGGAGUAAGUGAAAAGCUCAAGCAGGCUUCUGACAAUUCUGCGCAUCAGAAACCUCCUACUAUUUAUGCAUCAUUUACGCAUGAUAGUGUUAGUAAAUCUUGUAGUGCCUCAACUUCUAUUCCUGCUAGUAAUUCAAUGCAAACCCCUAAUGCAACUGCUUCUUGUGAGAAUUUUAGUCCAAACACACCCUCUGGUGCCUUAAAUGCUUCAAACAACUCUGGAGUACAAUCUGAGUCCGCUCAUGCUGUAUUUAAGUCUAUCCCUGCACUGCCUGAAUCUUCACUACUUACUGAGCGAGACAUUUAUAGAAAACUGCACUAUAUGCAAACUGCUGUGGACAAUAAUGGACGACUUCUGGAAUUAAUUUUGAAGAAGUUGGAAAACUUAGAAACUGGAGUUGGUACUACUAAAGGAACUACUGCACCAGAAAACAACGUAGAAGAACUUAUUCCGUGUAAAACCAAAGGAGACCUAAUGAAACUGGAGGAAAAAGUACUGAAGUCGACUGACGCAUUGAAUAAGCUUGCAAGAGUUUUCAGACUCACAGGGGGCGCAGAUACAAAAAAUCUGCUGCAUAAUUUAAUGAAAAAACUUAUGACUGAUGAGGUGGCCCAACAAUAUACUUUCAAGGGGGCAACUACUGGAAAAGGCUCCCUCCAAGGUUUAGCAACUUUUAAAGUUUUAAAAG
Bemisia tabaci is the source of this 1529-nucleotide messenger RNA. The record is from RefSeq and is a predicted model, not a curated record. NCBI's taxonomy places the organism in Eukaryota, Metazoa, Arthropoda, Insecta, Hemiptera, Aleyrodidae.